UGGACGGUCUCAACCACUACGUUAUCGAUACGAAUUAAAAUUCUGGGUAAAUUUAAAAUAUCUUGAAGCAAACAUCAAAUUUGAAAAUCAUAAUCGUCAUGCUCGUUGACAUCACCAGCUGAACGGCACACUUUUCCACGGGUCCUGAACCGAACGUUAAGUAGAGUAGUUUUGUUCUAGGAAUAACGAACAGGAUAUCCGUCAAGACGAGCACUUCAAUUGUUUCCAACCCGAUCGGGGAUGAAUCAAAUCCUAUGGACGAAUGUAAAUCAUUCAAAAAAGAAUAUGACAAGUGCUUUAAUACUUGGUUCAGGGAUAAAUUUCUUAAAGGAAGUAAUGAUGACUCUAUGUGUUCAGAGCUCUUGAAACAUUACACUGGCUGUGUUAAGAAAGCAAUGAAAGACAAAGACAUAGAUAUCAGAGAAUUAAGGCGGUAUCAUACAGAGAUUGGAUCCAAAGAUGAAUGACCGAAAAAAACUAAUCUUUUAGUUGUAUUUUGAUUUGUAUACUAAAAAUUAA
Molecule: messenger RNA, 519 nt
Organism: Sipha flava (yellow sugarcane aphid)
Lineage: Eukaryota; Metazoa; Arthropoda; Insecta; Hemiptera; Aphididae
Product: TP53-regulated inhibitor of apoptosis 1-B-like
Exons: 3
Coding region: 255-467 (70 amino acids)
Source: RefSeq, a predicted model, not a curated record